This is a messenger RNA of Neltuma alba, 1225 nucleotides long. RefSeq lists its product as uncharacterized. The record is from RefSeq and is a predicted model, not a curated record. Lineage: Eukaryota; Viridiplantae; Streptophyta; Magnoliopsida; Fabales; Fabaceae. The transcript has 4 exons. The coding region runs from base 172 to 924 and encodes 250 amino acids.
GAAUUAUUCUUCGGCAUCUCUUCCUUCCUCUCUUUCCCCAUCCUUUUUCUUUCUCUUUUUUUCCUUCCUGACCCUUCUUCAUUUUACCUUAUUGUGAAGGGUUCAGCAGCAGAUAGAUCCGGUAGCUUUUCCGAAUUAUUUCCGCUAACCUAACCUUUUCGAUCUGUUACUAUGACUUCAGUCGUGAAGAUUGAAGGCGAACAACUCCCCGCCAACGAUUUUCAGGAUUUAUCCCUCAAAGAUAAGAGUGAAAUGCGAAGUGAAGCAGAGAUCCUCCAGGUGGGAUCUGAGAACCACGGGGGAAUCUGUGCGAUUUGCCUGGAUAAGAUUGUACUGCAGGAAACUGCGCUCGUUAAAGGUUGCGAGCAUGCUUACUGUGUAACAUGCAUUCUUCGAUGGGCCACGUAUCGCCCAAAGGGCACCUGCCCGCAGUGUAAACAUCCAUUUGAGUUUCUUAAUGUCCAUCGCUCCCUUGAUGGCAGGCUUCAUGACUAUAUGUUUGAGGAAAGCGUCUGCCUACUUCUUAGAGCUUCAUGGUUCAAACCUUUAAAUGUAGAAGAUCAUGCUGAGCAUGAAGAUAUGUAUACGUAUGAUGACAUUGAGGAUUAUUAUUAUGAAUACGAGGAUGAGGAAGAUGACUUAGAUGAAGCUUAUUAUGGCGGCUCAUCAAGCAUCCGCAUCGGUAACCGGAGGUGGGGAGACAAUGGCUAUGUUAGGGCUGGUCGGCAACAAGCUAGGCCAGUCUAUCAACCUAAUAAUUCCCAGAGCUCAGGGGCAAGUUCAUCCCGUGAGCCGAAGAACAAAGAGGUUGUUAAAGGGGCUACAGCUGGACGACGAGCGAAGCGAGCACAGAAACGGGAGGCGGCUGAUAAGGCUGCUGCGGCAAAGCAUCAGCAGCAUCUAAUGAGGUUGGGAAGGAAGUGAUUCUAUUUUAUUCUGAAGCAAAACCAAACCUGGAAACGCUUCCCUCUCCCCAUCUUAGUCUUUUAUGUAUUUCUUUUAAUUCUUUUGUACAGUGAAUGUGGCUUUAAAUCUGUAAAGCAAUGUAUCAAUUAGGGGAAAGAUGUUUUAAGAAUAAUGGGGGUUGCUAGGUGGUUGGUUGGCUGGCUGGCUGGUUUUUAUUUAGUUGACUCAUUAUCUCAAUGCAGUCCUUAGUUGUACAUAAUUCAAGUUGAACAAGGUAGGCUUCUUAUUAACAACUCAUUCUCCCAUGUGUUCGUUCUUU